Schistosoma rodhaini is the source of this 472-nucleotide messenger RNA. The record is from the annotation of a GenBank genome assembly. Lineage: Eukaryota; Metazoa; Platyhelminthes; Trematoda; Strigeidida; Schistosomatidae.
AUGAGAUAUAAAUAUUCAUUAUUUAUUAAUCAAGAAUUUUCAAUCUUAUCAACAGUUCAUUGGUUAUUUUCAUCUUUGAUAUUACUUUUAAUGUUAACGAUACAAACAAAAGGAUAUGCAGUAUACAAUAAUGGAGUUCUAAUACAAGGUUUGAAGUUUACUGAACCAUGUCCAGAACGUGGCUACGACUUUAAUGAUCCUACUGGGAAUUUUAUGUGUGUAGUACCAACACCAAAAGAAUGUUUUAGUUUAUGUCAAAAUAUGGGAUGUACAGAAUGGAAUCAUAUGAAUUUAAUUCCAUCAGGUAGUGAAGAAGUUAAACGAUAUCAUAGAUGUCGAUGCUUUCCUGAAUAUAAUAUGUGCUUUUAUAAUUAUGUACCUAAAAUACAUCGUAAUUUUGAUUAAUUGUAUCCUCCUAUAUAUAUAAAUACAUGUAACUUCAGAUAUUCAUUGAAUGAAACAUAUCUAUUAC